Messenger RNA from Penaeus vannamei (Pacific white shrimp), 1422 nucleotides. The record is from RefSeq and is a predicted model, not a curated record. NCBI's taxonomy places the organism in Eukaryota, Metazoa, Arthropoda, Malacostraca, Decapoda, Penaeidae.
ACCGACGUCGCUGUGACGUCCUCGUCCGUCGCCAACGCCAGCGUCCCUGACCUCAGCGCGUCCACGUUGGCGGUGACCAUGCAGGCCGUCUUCUCCAGCGCCGCCUCCACCCUCGCGGCGGACAUGAGGGCGGAGGACAACGACACCUCCUCCGAGCGGGAGUCUCACCCCCACAAUCUGUCCAUGAUGGUGGCCAUGACGGUCAUCUACAUCGCCAUCACCAUCGUGGGCGUCGUGGGCAACGUGAUCACCUGCAUCGUCAUCGUCAGGAACCGGAUCAUGCACACGGCCACUAACUACUACCUGUUCAGCAUGGCCAUCAGCGACUUGCUGCUCCUGGCCUUCGGCAUGCCCGAGGAAAUCCAGCUGCUGUGGAUGGGGCAGCCCUACAUCUUCGGCGAGGAGUUCUGCUUCAUCCGGGGCUUCACCGCCGAGAUCUCCACCAACGCCUCCAUCCUCACCAUCGCCGCCUUCACGGUCGAGCGCUACAUCGGCAUCUGCCACCCGCUGCGCUCGCACACCAUGUCCCAGCUGGGCCGCGUCAUCCGCUUCAUCGCCAUCAUCUGGGUGGUGGCGACGGCGUGCGCCGUGCCCAUCGCCAUCCAGUACGGCAUCGUGUACAAGGAGGACGAGAUGGGCAAGAAGGACCUGGGCACGGCCUCGUGCGGAAUCAAGAAUCGGUUCCGGAUGGUGUUCGAGAUCUCGAGCGUCCUCUUCUUCGUGGCGCCGAUGCUGCUCAUCAUCGUGCUGUACGUGUUCAUUGCCAUCCAGCUGAAGCGGUCGGCCCGCCUGGCCCGCAACGUGCCCUCAGUCAGCUCCCACAGCUGCUCCACCAACGACGGCUCCAGGAACAAGAGUGUCAUCAAGAUGCUGGUGGCCGUCGUCAUCGCCUUCUUCCUGUGCUUCGCCCCCCACCAAGCCCAGCGUCUUAUGGCCGUCCACGCCGACCCCCGUAACACGCUCGCAGUCAAGACGUUCACCGUUCUGCACAACAUCUCGGGAAUAUCCUAUUACAUCUCCACUUGCGUCAACCCCAUUCUGUACCAUAUCUUCAGCAACCGGUUCCGCCAAGCUUUCCGGAUACACACCCUAUUACAAAGCAAACUGAACACAUUACGUCUGGAUAAGACACAAAAUGAACCCCACUAUGCUGACUGUCAUAAACAGUUGCAAACUUUGUAUUCUCUUAAUGAAGUUGCUCAGGACGUUUAUAAGUUUAAUAUAUGGUCAUAUUGUAAGACAUUUCUAGGUCCAUACCCUUCUUUCAUGCUUCCUUCAUCUUCGCAAACUAAAGUGGGAAUUACUGCAGGGGAACGUGGUGGAGGUGAUGUGUAUAUAUGUUUGGUAAGGAAGAUUACGUUACGUAACGAAAAGUGCUUUCAGUUUGCAGAUAUUAGUGGACUAUUUAUCUCCGUGCCGUAA